GUGUCGUACUUGCUCAUGGAAUUGAAUUUCCUGCGUGACUCGUUGUUUGCCGCAUGCAGGCACAGCAUUGGGUGGUUAACCAUCAACUGGGCGGGCUUAAAGUAGUGAAUACUUCUCUACAAUUGGCCAUUUUUUGCGCUCCUCUCGGUGAUAUUUGCGAUUCACACAACAAGGUUGGUUACACUUCAAAAGCUGUCAACGGAGAAGGAAGCAGUCAAACGUCAACAAAACGGUUUAUCUGAAUCAAACCCAAUGAAGAAUGGCUUAUCAUCAGGAGGUCAUAUCUGGACUUACCCACUCAUAGGCAAUCCGCACAAGAGGCUGAUCUGAGAAUGACCACUCCGCGUCCCCCUGUCACCAUCACAGGCUCCGUACCCUAAUCAGACCAACCCCCUCAUCCCCCACCCCAGCCUGCCGUCCCUCUUCUCUUCUCAGGUCUGACCACCGGAUACCCCCUGUGAGUCAUUGCAGCGUGCCUCUGCCCCCUGGCACGGCGCCUCUCGCUGGGUGAGUGGCGGGCGUGCGUGCGUGCGUGCGUGCGGUGAGCGGCGUGCGAUGGCGCGGCGGUACGCUGAGGCUUGUAGCCGCCGCCGUCGUGGACUGUGAUGUCAGAGGCGGGCAGCCAGGGUGCGAGCCAGCGCGGCGCUCCCAGAUUCUUUGUGGGCGAGGAGGACGACGAUGAGCACGAGGGAACGGACCACGGCUGCAGCAUGAGGACCGACGUGGAGCUGUACGAGGACGACGAGGAGGCCGACUCGCCUCCAGAGAGGCAGAUCGUGAUGGGGAUCUGCUGCAUGAUGAAGAAGUCCAAGUCCAAACCCAUGACUCAGAUCCUGGAGAGACUGUGCCGCUUCGAGUACAUCACCGUGGUGAUCUUCCCCGAGGACGUCAUUCUCAACGAGCCCGUGGAGAAGUGGCCACUCUGUGACUGCCUCAUCUCCUUCCACUCCAAAGGCUUUCCACUGGAUAAAGCAGUAAGCUACGCCAAACUCAGAAACCCACUUCUGAUCAAUGACCUGAAUAUGCAGUACUACAUACAAGACAGGAGAGAGGUGUACCGUAUCCUGCAGGAGGAGGGCAUUGACUUGCCGCGCUACGCCGUGCUCAACCGGGACCCAGACAAACCACAAGAGUGUAAUCUGGUGGAGGGGGAGGACCAUGUGGAGGUGAAUGGAGAGGUGUUCCCCAAACCGUUUGUGGAGAAGCCGGUGUCUGCCGAGGACCACAACGUCUACAUCUACUACCCCACCUCAGCCGGCGGAGGCAGCCAGAGACUCUUCCGGAAGAUCGGCAGCAGGAGCAGUGUGUACUCUCCCGAGAGCAACGUGAGGAAAACUGGCUCCUACAUCUAUGAGGAAUUCAUGCCCACAGAUGGCACAGAUGUUAAGGUGUAUACUGUGGGUCCUGACUAUGCGCACGCCGAGGCGCGCAAGUCCCCUGCACUGGACGGGAAGGUGGAGCGGGACAGCGAGGGGAAGGAGAUCAGAUACCCCGUCAUGCUGACCGCCAUGGAGAAACUGGUCGCUCGCAAAGUCUGCCUGGCCUUCAAGCAAACCGUGUGCGGCUUUGACCUGCUCCGAGCCAACGGCCACUCUUAUGUGUGUGACGUCAACGGAUUCAGUUUUGUCAAGAACUCUAUGAAGUACUACGAUGACUGUGCCAAAAUCCUGGGGAACAUUGUGAUGCGGGAACUGGCCCCACAGUUUCAGAUUCCCUGGUCCAUCCCCACUGAGGCUGAAGAUAUCCCCAUCGUCCCCACCACCUCAGGCACCAUGAUGGAGCUACGAUGUGUCAUUGCUGUGAUCCGACAUGGCGAUCGGACCCCUAAACAAAAAAUGAAGAUGGAAGUCCGCAACCCCAUGUUCUUUGAGUUGUUUGAGAAGUAUGGAGGCUAUAAGACAGGCAAACUGAAACUGAAGAAGCCUAAACAACUCCAGGAAGUGCUGGACAUUGCUCGGUUGCUGCUAAUGGAUCUGGUGCAGCACACAGAGGUGGAGGUGGAGGAGAAGAAGUCUAAACUGGAGCAGCUCAAGACCGUGCUAGAGAUGUAUGGCCAUUUCUCUGGGAUAAAUAGGAAAGUUCAGCUGACCUACCUGCCACAUGGACAACCCAAGACCUCCAGUGAGGAAGAGGAUGCCCGUAAGGAGGAGCCAUCCCUGCUGCUGGUGCUAAAGUGGGGUGGGGAGCUGACCCCAGCUGGCCGGGUUCAGGCUGAGGAGCUGGGCCGAGCCUUCCGGUGCAUGUACCCUGGAGGACAGGGUGACUAUGCUGGGUUUCCUGGUUGCGGUCUUCUUAGACUUCACAGCACCUACCGCCACGACCUCAAAAUCUACGCUUCUGACGAGGGCCGUGUGCAGAUGACCGCUGCGGCCUUUGCCAAGGGUCUGCUGGCUCUGGAGGGUGAGCUGACGCCCAUCCUGGUCCAGAUGGUGAAGAGCGCCAACAUGAACGGCCUGCUGGACAACGACAUCGACCCGCUCAGCAGCUGCCAGCACCGCGUCAAGGGCCGCCUCCACGAGAUCAUGCAGAAGGACCAGGACUUCACCGACGAGGAGUAUGACAAGUUGGCCCCCACUGGUAGCUGCUCCCUUGUCAACUCCAUGAAGGCGAUAGGAAACCCUAUGCUUAUGUGUGACAGUGUCUACGCCCUCAUCCAGAGCCUCACCUCACAAAUCCGCAAGAAGAUGGAGGAUCCCAAGUCCGCAGACCUGCAACUGUACCACAGCGAGACCCUGGAGCUGAUGCUGCAGCGCUGGACCAAGUUGGAACGAGACUUCCGCAUGAAGAGCGGCCGCUACGACAUCAGCAAGAUUCCUGACAUCUACGACUGCAUCAAGUACGAUGUGCAGCACAACGCCUCCCUGGGCCUGGAGAACACAGUGGAGCUGUUCACCAUGUCACGCGCGCUGGCUGACAUUGUCAUACCGCAGGAGUAUGGCAUUAAUAAAGUGGAGAAGCUGGACAUCGCCUAUGCUUACUGCCUCCCUCUGGUCAAGAAGAUCCAGCUGGACCUGCAGAGGACUCAUGAGGACGAGUCUGUGAACAAGCUGCACCCUCUGUACUCCAGGGGAGUUCUGUCUCCAGGACGACAUGUGCGCACACGUCUCUACUUUACCAGCGAGAGCCACGUGCACUCGCUCCUUAGUAUCUUUCGCUAUGGAGGCCUUCUCGAUGAGGAGAAUGACCAGCAGUGGAAGAGGGCGAUGGACUACCUGAGUGCUGUUUCUGAGCUCAACUACAUGACUCAGAUAGUCAUCAUGCUCUAUGAGGACAACAACAAGGACCCUUCGUCAGAGGAGCGCUUCCACGUGGAGCUACACUUCAGCCCGGGGGUGAAGGUGAGCGAGGAGGAGAACGCUCCCUUGGGCUUCGGCUUCAGGCCAGCGUCCAGCGAGGUACACACAUGCACACACACACACACACACACACACACACACACACACACACACACACUGUCUCUCUUUCUAGGACACAUAGUCUACAACAGCUGCAUGCAUGAACAACACACUCUCAUAACUGAUGCUAGAUCAGAUCACGCUGAUGUCCUGUCUGAAACGUCCUCGUCUAAAGGGGGAAGCUACCGCCUCUUCUCCUCUUGCUCACGCCAGUCCCCUGAGAUGAAACAAAGUGGCCUAGGCUCCCAGUGUGCAGGCCUGUUCAGCACCACCGUGCUGGGGGGCUCCUCUAGCGCCCCCAACCUGCAGGACUACGCACGCACCCACCGCAAAAAAUUCUCCUCCGGAAGCUUGUCAUAUAAAGACGGAACACAGGAUGACUCCUAUACCCCGGAUAGGCCUAAUCUGAUGUGGUCGGCUUCAGAGCCUUUGGAGGAGCACCACGUGGCCCAGCUGCUGCGGCGUUUCUCCACCGAGCCGUGUGUGGGCCUCCCCCUGUGCCUGGACGCAGGGCUGGCCCACCACCUCCAACAGUGCUCCUACCACCUGCGCCUCUUCCGCAACUGGCUCAUCUCUGGCCAGCACCCGCUAGAGUACCUCUACGGUUUUGAAGGCUGCUCGAUGGUGCCCUCCAUCUUCCCAUUGGAGACCCUGCACAACUCGCUUUCUCUCAAACAGGUGGACGAGUUUCUCACCGCAGUGUGUGAGAGUGCCGGAGACUCGCAUGCCCGAUCCACCAGAGCCUUGUCAGCCAUGUUUGAUGCCCAAAACCAGCCCUGUGUGGACUCCUACAUCCCUCAGCGUGUGCUGUCAUCGUCCGUGUCACUACGGCAACGCUCCGACAGGCCCCCCUGGUACAGCAGCGGUCCCUCCAGCACAGUGUCCAGCGCCGGCCCGUCUUCGCCCACCACAGCCGACACGUCGCCCCGGUUCAGCUUCAGCGAGAAGAUGCCGCUGACCCCCCAGAGCAGCGAGGAGGCCCACUCCGCCCAGCACAGCCUCCGCAACACCCCCACCAGCCCCCCCGCACUGCCCACACACACCCACACCGUCCACCAGACCAGCCCUGGACAGGGCACCGAGGACCGGCCCGACGUGGAUGACGCUGAGCAGAACGUGGAGCUGGCGAAGGAGGAAGUGGACAGGGCAGAGGAAGAGGAAGAGGAGGAGGGGGAGAGCAUGCCCGAGCUGGAGUGCCCGGCGCUGUCGGGGCUGGUGCGUGGGGAGCCGCUGUGCUCGGUGCCCGGCUCGCUGCCCGUUCUGCUGGAGCUGCGGGAGAGUAGCUCAGAGGCCGGGUCCAGCACGCAGACGCCGCUCUCGCCCGAGCAGCCCGAGCACUACUUCGACACGCAGGAGUCGCUGGACCCCUGGACGCCCGUCGCCCUGCCCCACCCCGGCACCCCGCUGGAGGUGGGGGGGCCGCCCCACGUGCCUGAACCCUGACCUCUGACCCCGGGAGGGGGAACGAGACGAGACGAGGCAGACGGACAGGUCAGGAGGAGGAAGAGAGGGAACUCUCACAGGGCAGGAGAAGAGUGGCGUGAGAAGGAACGAUCGCUCGAUGGCAAAAAAAAAAAAAAAGGUUAUUGAGAAGAGUUAGCGAAAAAGAAACGGAAGAACAGGGAAGGAGAGGAGAAGAUGGCAGAAGGGCAGACCAGACUGCUUCAGGACCAUCCUUCCUCUCCCCGUUGUGUACUCUGUAGUGCUGUUGUGUCCAGUGGCAGUAGUGUUGUGUCUCAUUGUCCAGCCUCUCUGCCGCUUCCCAGUGAAGUCCUGUGCCCUUUGUGACAUCACACCUGUCUCUAUAGCAACAGCACCAUGGAAUGUCAUGAAAAGUGUUGAUGUGCCGCUUCCUGUGUUGUGACCUUAUAAGGAAGACUGGCUGUGUGGAGCCAAUGUUAGGAGGAUCCUACAAGUGAAAAACUUGCUGAUUCCCUUUCAGUGGGAAUCCAAGUUGACUGCUACCGUUGUUUUUGUUUUAAGCGUAUGACUGACACUGACUGAUGCAGAUCCACUUGAUUAGAUCAGCUCCUGGGUGCAUGAAGAAAGCAUUUCUCUCUCCUCCAUGGAGGUGUUUGCCCAUUGUUUCAUUUGCACGUCGCUCGUCUAAGAAGAAGGUCUGGACGCUUGGUUGACCCAACCUAAACAAAGUGACAUGCACCUGUUGUGAUGGCCCUGCCUUUGAUAAAGUGUUCUCUCAUCCCAAGACACUGAUGCAACUUUGAUCAGGAGAGAGAGCGUAGUCCUGCCUCUCUUGCCCUCUGACUGAUUGUGGUCAGUGCGCAGUGGUCCUCCCCUGAGCUCGCCUCUGGAUCGGCAUGAAACUGACAUUUUGCCUUUUUUUUUCUGUGUGUGUGUGUGUGUGUGUGUGUGUGUGUGUGUGUGUGUGUGUGUGUGUGUGUGUGUGUUCCUGUCUGUUGGGUUUGUUUUAUGUGUUUAGCUGUGCUUCAGUAGCUUCACAGGGCGCUGAGGAUACCCCCCUACCCAACACUUUACUCGCCCCCAGGCAUGGCACCAGUGGGGCAGAGAAACUCACUCUAGCCAUGUGCCCUCUUUCUCUCUCUCUCUCUCUCCCCUCUCUCUCUCUCUCUCUCUCUCUCUCUCUCUCCCUCUCUCUCUCUCUCUCUUUGUCUCUGCCUUCUUCUCCCUCUCCCUCUCCCUCUCUCUCUCCUCUCUCUCUCUCUCUCUCUCUCUCUCUCUCUCUCUCUCUCUCUCUCUCUCUCUCUCACACACAGCUGGCCUCACCCUACACUAGAGGUGCAUACUUCACUUGCUCAGUCACUGCCAGUCUCUGCCAGGCACACAUUUGGAACUUUAACACACACAUACACACAAACACACACACACUUGCAUAUUCUUUCUUUCUCUCUCUUUCGCUGUCUCUCUCUCUCUGUCUCUCACACACACACACACACACACACACACACACACACACACACACACACACUUUGUACUUCUGCUUCUGCUUCUGCCAAAGUCUCUUCUGCCUUGCCCACCAUCAAAGCUUAUAACAAUCACUUUUGCAAAAGAUAUAUUAAAAUGAUGCACACGUAAAGAUAUAUAUAUAUAUAGAGAGAAAGAUGAAUUUAUCAGCAGUUGCAAUGUGUAGAUACACAGUAUUUAUCUGCAAAUGUAAAUUGAUAUUUUUAAUGUUGAGAGACAACAUUGACAAGAGUUGCAGUUCUAUCCCAUGCUGUAUCUUGUUUCUAUUUUUGUAAAUGAACAACCACACUUUUGAAGGGGGAAUGUGCUCAUGAUUCAUUUUUCUCUUUCCCCCACCGGUCCCCACAUCCAGGCCGGCCUUCAGAGGUGCUCAUUUGCGAUCGUUGCUCCAUGAGAUUACCGUUCUAAUGAGAUUUAGUGUGUGUUAUUGGCAAGCGUUGUGUUUACUUGUGUUUAGGUUGUCUUUUUUAGCUCUUAUGUAAAGUGUAUACGUUGAACAUCAAAGUUGUUACUCCAAAUACAGGAAAGAGAUGCUGCUGCUAAACAGCUAACACUGUAAAUCUAGCAAAAAGUGAGAAAUACAACAGAUAAAAAGCUAUUUGAGAGAUAUGAGAUCAUUUUAGUACAAUAUGUUACCAUUGGACGGUUACGAUUGAACAGGUUUAAAGUCAGACUCUCCUAUAUGGGAAAAAAAUACAGUCAUUCAGUCUCUUUGCACAAAUAGAUCUUCCCUUUAUUUUCUGUGGCCCAAGUGAAUCAUAAUAAGCACUAUGAAUAAAAAAGGCACAUUUCAUUUUUUAUCUCUGAGAGAUCCUCUGCUCAAAGGUGCUACAGUAGCUGCUGUCUGUAGGCUGGUAGUUUUAAUUGGUGCAAUGGUUGAUUUGGACAUUUCAAUAAAAUGCUUUAUCUAUA
This is a messenger RNA of Alosa alosa (allis shad), 7250 nucleotides long. RefSeq names its product diphosphoinositol pentakisphosphate kinase 1a (gene ppip5k1a). Gene Ontology annotation, biological process: inositol metabolic process; inositol phosphate biosynthetic process. The record is from RefSeq and is a predicted model, not a curated record. NCBI's taxonomy places the organism in Eukaryota, Metazoa, Chordata, Actinopteri, Clupeiformes, Clupeidae. The transcript has 31 exons. Bases 606 to 4838 code for a protein of 1410 amino acids. Gene Ontology annotation, cellular component: cytosol. Gene Ontology annotation, molecular function: inositol hexakisphosphate kinase activity; 5-diphosphoinositol pentakisphosphate 1-kinase activity; diphosphoinositol pentakisphosphate kinase activity.